Delphinapterus leucas (beluga whale) is the source of this 1744-nucleotide messenger RNA. The record is from RefSeq and is a predicted model, not a curated record. NCBI's taxonomy places the organism in Eukaryota, Metazoa, Chordata, Mammalia, Artiodactyla, Monodontidae.
UCCCCCCCUCAAGAGGGGUGACCCGGCCCGGCAGCGCGGCGAACCCCCGGCGCCGAAGCUGAAGGAGAAGGGUAAAAAUAAGCGCAGCCGCGGCCCACGUGCCGCCCGCGGGAGCCAAGGAGGGAAGGGGCCAUACCUCCAAACAUGUGCGGCGAGAGGUGAGCUGGUAAGGAGCCGAUCACCAGGCGUGGGCCGCCGGGACCCCCACCCGCCGGCCGGUCCCUGCCGCCGCCGCCGUCCUCGGGGCUGCUGUGAACCGAGUCCUGGGAGCCGUACGGGCCGCUGCUGCUGUUGGGGAUGCUGAAGGUGGACUGCGCCGCGCGGGCCCCCGCCGCCACGGUCCCCACGGCCCCGCCUAGGGAGCGGCUGCGUGGGGCCGCCGAGGCCGCCGCGGCGCCACCAGAGGCGCUGGGCUGGUGCGCGCCGGGCACCUGAGCCGGAAACCUCCCGGCGGCCGCGGCUCGCGCCCCGCCGCCCGCGGUCCCGUUGGCCCCUCCGCUGCUGCUGGAAGGUAAAUCCGAGCCCGAGUACGCGCGGGUGCGGCCGUUAGCAGCGGCCGGGCCGCUCUGCUUGGCGCCCAUGUCCGCCCUGUCCCGGGCCGGGCCCGCGCGCAGCGCCCGGAGCACCGGGAGGGGGGGGGAGCGAGCGCGUGAGCGAGAGGGCAGGGUCGAGGCGCAGAGGCCGGCGCAGACAGAAGCCCGCACGUCCAGGGCCGCAGCCCGGCGCCCCGAGGGGCGGUCUGCGCCCGGCGCGCUCUUCUCGGGGUUGGCGGGCGAGACCUGCUGCCUGACACGGGGCGCGGGAGACGAGGAGAGACGGAGAGGAAGGAGGUCCCGGCUCCCGUGGGCGCCGCUCCCUGGCUCCGGCGGGAGGGGCGGCUCAGGUGGCUGCGCGGCUGCCGCUGCUUUCGGUUCUAGUGCGCCGCGACGGGCCGCUGCCGCUCUCUGCAGCCGUCGCGCUCUGCGCCGAGAGCCUCGGCACCGCCUCCUCCCGGGCGGCCGCCGCUACCGCCGCCAUCCUCCUGCUCCCACGGCGGCUCGCGGGUGCCUUGGUGUGGUAGGUGCUGCCACCCGCGGAAUCGGUGAUGGACAGGUCGCUGGCCCCGCCCUCUCAUGCAGGGCGCGCGCCCCCUCUCCAGCGCAGGGCCUACGCCGAUUGGAGGGACCGAGCCCCUCGGAGCGCCAACCAGAAGGCGGCCCCUCCUGCCGCACGUGGCCCUCGGACGCCGGACCUGACCGUGGGUCUACUUCUGCUUUUUCCAGCCGGGGCUGGGAAUGGCUCGGUCCUGUGUCCCGAGUCAUUUAGUUUGGGUGCGUGUCAACUUCCUCCUUGGUGUUACUCCGAGUGUGUCGUUUAAAUAAAACAGAAGCUCACCAAUGCUGAUGAUAAAAGACUGAAAACAAAAGAAAGAACCGAGGAGGCAUAAGCCAACUUGAUCUGAAUUAGAUCUAUCCCAUUUAAACACUCUGAGUGUGGAGAAAGCACAGAGUUGAUAGAACUAAGGAUAAUCCAGCCUGAUCUUCAGUUGUAGGGCAAAAACUGUGGCGCAGAGAAAGCACCCGAUUCAGGAGACCUGGGGUCUAGGUCUGGGACCAAAACUAAGUUACGUGUAAUAAGCAAAUUAUUUUACCUUUUUGAACUUUAGUUUCCUUACCUGGGAUCUUGGUAUCAAAUCUCGAGGGUACCUGCUGUUUUAAAAUCCGGUAAUUUCUCUAAAAUGGCAAUUAAUAAAAUUCUCACUCCA